AUGACGAUGAAUUUUGGCAACAUGACCCUCGGGGGUGCUGCAGCAACCUUUGGGGGUCAAUCAAACCCAAUGUGCAACUAUACCAGCCCUCUUGCCAAAAAGUUUGUUUACAAGGAGAUGGGUAAGGUAUACUAUCCUCUUCGUCGGCAUGUCUUUCGACUGAAGGUGCGUACGGCAGCCGAGAUUCGUUUUAACGAAAUCGUUAAGAAAUACAUGAAGGACAAGUUGAGCUUCAAGAAAGGAUGCUAUGCUGCAACUAUUACAAAUACUGUGGAAUUGGACCAUAUGGGAAGUAUCAUUCCAAAAGAUGAAUACGAAGUGCGUCGUCUCACGAGCUACAUGACAAGUAAGAAAAUGAGUAACGAUUAUAAAAAACACAUUCAAGAUCUAUGGACUCGUGUUCUUUUUGUUUGUGAGUCUACAAAUUUUGUUGGAGCCGCUGAAACCGCUGUGCAUCAUAACUCGCGCCCUGGUACAGAUGAGGAGUUUAUGGCUCUUAUUUGGUAUUCUACCUUUCUUGCCACAUUCUUUGCGUUUCUUGUAACCCUUUGUGUGUGGUGGUACAGGUACGGACAGGCCCCGCAAUACGCAGAAUUCAAGUAA
Trypanosoma rangeli is the source of this 603-nucleotide messenger RNA. RefSeq lists its product as uncharacterized. The transcript has a single exon. The coding region runs from base 1 to 603 and encodes 200 amino acids. Lineage: Eukaryota; Euglenozoa; Kinetoplastea; Trypanosomatida; Trypanosomatidae. The record is from RefSeq and is a predicted model, not a curated record.